Chrysoperla carnea is the source of this 1834-nucleotide messenger RNA. RefSeq lists its product as uncharacterized. Gene Ontology annotation, biological process: transmembrane transport. The transcript has 6 exons. Gene Ontology annotation, molecular function: transmembrane transporter activity. Bases 35 to 1540 code for a protein of 501 amino acids. Lineage: Eukaryota; Metazoa; Arthropoda; Insecta; Neuroptera; Chrysopidae. The record is from RefSeq and is a predicted model, not a curated record. Gene Ontology annotation, cellular component: membrane.
UUGCACAAAAGAAAAAUCUUCAUUUAAAACGCGCAUGCAAAACUUUUGCGCAAACAUAACAGUGGAACCAAUGAUGGCAUGUUAUAUAAUGCCAAGUGUAUUAUCAAGUUUAGCUGUACAAAAUUUAAAUUUAGAAAAAGCAUGUCGUGUAAAUUUAAAUUUUGGUAGUGAUGUAUGUGACGCAUUAUCCAGACGUGAUACAGCUAAUUACACGUUCGAAGAAACACAAGUACAACAACUGGUUACCGGAUUAACAAUAUGGAAGACCGCAUUACAAAGUUCGAUACCAGUGAUUUUAAUGUUGUUUGUUGGAUCGUGGAGUGACCGUCAUAGUUGCCGUAAACCUUUUAUGAUUAUUCCAGUUUUUGGUGAAUUAAUGACUACUUUAAGUUUAAUUCUUUGUACAUAUUUCUUUUACCAAUUACCUGUUCAAGUUAAUGGGUUAGUUGAAGGUUUAAUUCCUGCUUUGUCUGGAGGGUGGUUUACAAUGUUUAUGGCAACGUUUGCAUAUAUUGCUGAUGUAACAACAGAGGAUGAACGGACUCUUCGCAUUGGUGUAGUAAAUGUUUUUUGUUCGUUGGGUGUACCAGUUGGUUUAGCACUAAGUGGUAUUUUAUAUAUGGAAAUCGGUUUCUAUGGUGUAUUUUCGAUAUCAUCGAUAAUGUAUGUGUUUAGUAUUAUAUAUGGAAUAGUAUAUCUUAAGGAAAAGAAGAAAAUCGUUCCCAUGGAAGAAAAAUUACCUUCAACAAAUGAAAAAGAUUCAAAGUCUUCGGUAAAUAUUUGUGCAUUUUUAAGAGACUUUUUCGAUUUUAAAAAUAUUCUGGAAACUUUUCGAGUAACUUUUAAAAGUGGUGAAAAUGGAAGAAAAAAGAAAGUUAUUACAAUUAUGAUUGUUGUCUGUGUUGUUAUUGGACCAAUGCAUGGUGAAAUGGCUGUAAUGUACUUAUUUACAAGAUACAAAUACAAUUGGAAUGAAGUUGAUUUUAGUCUGUUUUCAACUUAUAGUGUUAUUGUUAAUUUAAUAGGGACAUCGGUGUCUGUCGGUGUAUUUAGUCACGUUUUGAAAAUUGAUGACACCAUAAUUGGAGCACUUUCCUGUACAAGUAAAAUAUUAUCAAGUUUUGUUUAUGCAUUUGCGCCGAAUACAUUUGUUUUUUAUUUAGGUUCAAUAGUAGAAAUCUUAAAUGGUACAUCAUUUAUUGCAAUGCGUUCCAUGGUGUCAAAAUUAGUGCCAAAUGAAGAAUUAGGUCAAGUUAUGUCAAUUUUUGGUGUAUGUGAAGCACUCAUGCCGUUAGUUUAUGGACCCAUGUAUGGUGCAGUUUAUUCGAAAACUAUGCAUACAAUGCCAGGUGCAUUUUUUGUUUUAGGUGGCUUAUUGACAAUACCAGCUUUAGUCAUCUUUCUCUGGUUGUACACUGAAAUGCAAAAGAAUCCACCAAAAUCAAAUGAUGUUAAAGAAGGUAUUACAAACAAAGCUUUUGAAGCUGGCGAAUUGGCUGUGGUAGAUUUAAGUGGAGCUCAUUUUAAUUCAAAAGUAUAGGUAUAAUGUUAAAACCUUGUGCAUUAUAGUUGCCUUAAGAUUGUGGCAGUAGGAGCAGAUGGUGAAUUAGACAAGUGAAAGCCAGUAUCAAGUUAUUGGCGUGUUUCAAGAUAGAUAUUAAAACGUAUUUAAAAUAAUUUAUUAUUAUUGUUGAUCUGUUCCUACAGACUUGGUUAAUAUUAAUCUUCGUUUAUAAACAAAUUAUUAUUCUGAUGAUCAGAAAUGCAGAUGCUCAUCAUAAUUCAAUGACUAAAAUAUACAACGUGUUCUGUUAUUGACUGCAGAAACCUAGCU